AUGGCAUAAAUUUCAUAAAAGCAAAGAGGUGUCUUUUCAGAAGUGUUAGACCCUACUUUACCUAGUGAGUACAAUGUCAAGAAUUAUAAUCAGGGUCCAACUCCUGAUUUGAUUAUGACUACAAUAAGUCGAUAAACAAUUCCUAAGGCAAUCUCCUUGCAACGGUUACAAACAUCAAGCUCUAGCAGACAAUAAUUGCGAUCUGAUUUGGCAUCUCGACAAAUAUCAAGGAAUCAGUUGAAGACAAGAUAGAAAAACGAACAAGUUACAAGUGUAGAACCAAAAGUAAUUUACUUUGUGGCAUUUUUUAGGUGAUAUUACCUUAUGAUCCUAUUCCAGGAGAAGUCCCAAGAAAAGUAGCCAUUGAUAGAAAAAGAAAAGAGUUUCGAUCACUGGAUUUUAAUAAAUUGCUUCAAGAAGCUGGAAUUGAAUUUAAAUAAAAAGAUUAAAGUGUAGAAUGGCUGAAAUUGGAAUAUUUUGAUGACACUACCUACGAUGAUAACAGUAACGAAGACUGGAUACGUAGAGAAGAGGAUGAAGAAGGAAUAAAACAUCCUCUUUUAGGUUUAGGAUUGAGAGGAGAUGAAUAUUAAUAUUUGGAGAUUUUUGAUUAUAAAAAUGAAAAAUUUAUUGGGAAAUGGUUGAAAGAUGAUGUGAAAUUAGAUUUGCAUAGAUUAUAUAUUUGUUUUGAUGCAGAAGAUCCACGUAAAUACGUUAAGAGAUUAAAAAAUGCAUUUUAAUAGAGAAUUUAUGCAGAUGCUCUGGUCAGAUACAAUUAUUAUAUUGAUAAUAUGUCAUUGUUUGAUCUAAGUGAAUUAGAUAAUGAAUAAAAGAAAAGAAUAGAGUAAAAUGCAAAAACAAAAAAGUUAGAGGCUAUGGAAACUACUUAAUUGCUUCUUGAAGUUAAUAUGGAUUUCUAGAGAACAAUGAACAAAAUAAUUUUUGAUAAAUAUUUAGAUGAUGAAUAACAAGAUGAAAAUUAUCCUAAAUUGAGAUUACCUGCUAAAGAGAGAAAAAAAGAAGUUCGUUAUUUUGGUUGGAUGGAAUUAGAAGCAUCUAAGGGAGUUAUGGAAAAAUGGAUGUUCAAAUAUGAUGAGCCAUUUAUAAGAAAACCAUUAACUUUUGAUGAAUUAAAUAAGAAUUUCGGAUUCUCUACUUUAUACGUGAGUCAAGAAGUUGUUAAGGCUUUGUAAGAUAUCAGACAUGAAUGCAAUUAAGUGUUAAAGGAAAGUUUGUUUGAUUUUUCUAAAAGAGAAGGUGCUUUACAUUUAGAUGAAUAUAAACAUAUGUAAGAGAAUGCAACUACUUCAUUAAUGUAUUAAUUGAAAGGUACAUGGGUACCUACAAUGAUUAAAAUCAUUAAAGAUAGAUUUGCUGAUAUUGGCAAAGGUUGGUUUAACAUGAAAGAGACUUCUAAAAUUACUUAUGAUUUCGGUAAAUUGAAGCGUAUGUUAACAGUUAUUAGAUUGAUGAUGUAAGAUACCAUAACGACAUUGAUGAAAUCAAAUUUUGAUAGAUACUAGAAGACAAUUCAAAGUAAUAUACCUGUUAAUGUUGAUAUAAAAAAUACAGAUUGGGUUUUAAAUCAUUAUGACGAUGGAUAUAAGGCAGAUAAUAGAGUUUAAGUUUUUAGUCAUGAUAGAAAAUUACCUUUAUUUUAAAUAGAAUUAUUAGCAAAAGAUGAUUUCUUUUAAUACACAACUAAUCCUACUUUAUAUGUACUAAUAUCAUUAUAAGCCAUGAAAAAAGCAGUUGAUGAAAUGGCAAAGAUUCCAGAUUUAGAACCAAGAAUUUUGUCUGAUUUACACAAAUCUUAAAAAUUAGAGACAUUUAUAAAAGCUCCUAUGAUGCCAAUUUAAGAACCUGUUGAACCAGAUCCUAAUGAAAGACCUAGAAAAUUCGCUGAUGAAAAUAAAUGGGUUUGGGAUACUUACUAUAAUGUUAAAGCAUCUAUUGAAGAAGCAUUAAAACCAUUAGAACAAUACAAAAUUGUUUUUAAUAAAUAUAUUCCAGUCUUAAAAUUGAGACCAGAUGAUGUAGCUAGAGACAUGGAACUUGAAGAUCCUCCUAGAGAAUUUGAAUCAAUUCGAGAUGAAAUUAUUAAAGCAAAUUAAAAAGAAAAAUAAUUAAAUGAAGAAAUAUUGGAUUCAAUACAUGUUGGAAUGUUUGAAAUUCAUUUAAAUGAAGCUAAAGGAAUAUUAAUUGAAAGAUAUCAAGGACUUUAAAAAAACUUAAUUGAUCUUAUUGCAAGAAGAGCUAGAAAUACUAGCAUUAGAAUAUUCUAAGAAUUUGGAGAUAUCAAGAAAACAAUUCUUGAAGAACCAGAUACAAUAGAGAAAUUGACAAUAUUAAAAGAAUAUAUUACUAAUUUACCAUAGGAGUUGGAGAAGAUGAAAGUGAAGAUGAAUUAAUUAUUUGAUGUUUUUAAGAUGUUAGAAGAAUUUAAUUACAGAUUUCCAUUGGAUGAUUUUUAGAGAAGAUGGAAGAUAUUUGGUAGUCCAAAAGAAAUAAAAGAGAUGGUAGAGGUGAGAAAUGGUUAAUUGGAGAAGUUGAAAGUGAAAUUUUCAGAUGAUGCUAAAGUGUAAUAGGAAGAUUUCAGAGAAUAAAUAGAAAAUUUGGAGAGAACAAUUUAAGAAUUUCAUAAACAUUAGGAUGUGAGUAAAAAUAAGGACAUGGCAGAGGUUGUGGAGUAUGUGAUGAAGUAAAUAAGUGAGUUUUAGGAUUAAGCUAGUAAAUUCAAUAUGCAAGAAGCAUUAUUUGAUAAACCUUAAACAGAUUAUUCAAAAUUGAAUUCAAUGUCUAGAGAAUUUAAACCAUAUUAUGAUUUAUGGUCAAGCACAUAUAAAUUUAAGAGUGGCAUAAAAGUAUGGUUGAAUGAUGAUUUUACGAAUAUUGAUGCUGAUGAGUGUGAAAAGAUAGUUGAGGAGGGUGUAAAGAAUAUAUAAACAGCUAUGAGAACAAUAUAAGUGACAGGCAUUCAGAAGAUUGCUGAAGCUGUAAAAGCAGAGAUAGAUGAAUUUAGACCAAAAGUUCCAUUGUUAUCAGCAUUAAGAAAGAAAGGAAUGACUGUAAGACAUUGGACAUAAGUAUCUUAAUUGAAAGGGUUAGAUCAUGUGAUAAAUCCAGAUGAAUAGGGGUUCUGUUUUUAAGAAGUGUUAAAUAUGGGAUUUAUGGAUGUAAUUGAUAAGGUUGUUAAUAUUGGAGAGACUGCAAGUAAAGAAUAUUAAAUUGAAAUGAUGCUUGAUAAUAUGCUUAAUGCAUGGGAGAAUAUUAAAUUUUAAUGUGUUCAAUAUAAGAAUACAUUUAUAUUGAAAGGAUUUGAUGAAAUACAAAUUGUCUUAGAUGAACACAUCAUAAAUACUUCAGCAAUGGUAUUCUCACCUUUUAAGAAAUUCUUUGAAGAAAGAAUCAGUGAAUGGGAUAAGUCAUUAAGAAAGAUAUAAGAUAUUUUAGAAGAAUGGGCUAAAUUUUAAUAAUAGUGGAUGUAUUUAUAACCAAUAUUUGAUUCAUAAGAUAUUGCUAAAUAAUUACCUGCUGAAACUAAGAAAUUUAAAACUGUUGAUUAAACUUGGAGAACUACAGUGACUUAGGCAAAAGCAAAAGAGAAAGUAUUAGAUGUAUGUAUAGAGGAUGGUUUAUGGGAGAGAUUACAUGAAGCAAACAAAACAUUGGAAAUGGUUUAAAAAGAGUUAAAUAAUUAUUUAGAAAAGAAAAGAGAAAAGUUUGCUAGAUUCUACUUUUUAUCUAAUGAUGAAUUAUUAGAAAUAUUAUCUUAGACCAAAGAGCCAACAGCAGUACAACCUCAUCUUAAAAAAGUGUUUGAGAAUAUAAAUUCAAUAGAAUUUGAUAAAGAUAAGAAAAUUCAUGCUAUGUUUUCAGCAGAAAAAGAGAAAGUACCUUUUGUAAAGAUUGUGGAUCCUAAUAAAAAGAAUGUUGAGGAAUGGAUGAAUGAAGUAGAGAAUAUGAUGAGAUUAUCAGUUAGAUAAGCAUUAAUGCUUAGUAUUGAGAAUUACAUCUAAAUAAAAAGAGAAGAAUGGGUAUUGAGACAUCCUGGUUAAUGUGUAUUAAAUGGAUCAUAAGUUCAUUGGACAAAAGAAGUCGAAAAUGCAAUUGAUACAUAGAAUCUUAAAGGAUAUUUUAAAAGAUUAGAAGAAUAGCUUGGUAAUUUAGUUGAUUUGGUAAGAACUAAAUUGUCAAAGUAAGCAAUGGUUACAAUAAAUGCAUUGAUCGUUAUAGAUGUACAUGCUAAAGAUGUAGUACAGAAAAUGGUUGAUAGUGAAGUUUAUGAUAAGUUUGCUUUUGAAUGGAUAUCACAAUUAAGAUAUUAUUGGGAGAAUUAAUAAGUUGAUUUUGACUGUUGGGUUAAGUGUGUAUAGACUAAUUUUCCAUAUGGUUAUGAAUAUCUAGGAAAUACACUUAGAUUAGUUAUUACACCAUUAACAGAUAAAUGUUAUAUGACAUUGAUGGGAGCUUUAAGAUUGAAUUUAGGAGGAGCUCCAGCAGGUCCAGCAGGUACUGGUAAAACUGAAUCAACUAAAGAUUUAGCUAAAGCAUUGGCUAAAUAAUGUGUAGUAUUCAAUUGUUCAGAUUCUAUGGAUUUUAUUAUGGUUGGUAAAUUCUUUAAGGGUUUAGCAUCUGCAGGAGCUUGGGCAUGUUUUGAUGAAUUCAAUCGUAUCAAUAUUGAAGUGUUAUCAGUUAUUGCAUAAUAAUUAUUAGUAUUAUUUGGAGAAAAAGCAAAAGGUACUCCAUAAGUAGAAUUUGAGGGUUCUAUGAUUAAAAUCUUACCUACAUUUUCGGUUUUUAUUACAAUGAAUCCUGGUUAUGCUGGAAGAACAGAAUUACCUGAUAAUUUGAAGGCUCUCUUUAGACCAGUAGCUAUGAUGGUUCCAGAUUAUGCUAUGAUUGGAGAAAUUAUGCUUUAUUCAUUUGGUUUUAAAUUAGGUAGAGAUUUAUCAAAAAAAAUGGUUACAACAUUUAAAUUGAGUUCAGAAUAAUUAUCAUCUUAAGAUCAUUAUGAUUAUGGUAUGAGAGCAGUAAGAUCAGUUAUUAAUGCAGCAGGAUUAUUAAAAGUUCAAUUUCCAGAUAUGAAUGAAGAAUAAUUAUUAUUGAGAGCAUUGAGAGAUGUUAAUGUUCCUAAAUUUUUGAAAGAUGAUUUACCCUUAUUUGAAAAUAUUAUAUCAGAUUUAUUCCCUGGUUUAGAAAGACCAUAAUAUGAUUAUGGCAAAUUGAUUCCAGAAUUAUCAUAAUAAUGUGAGAAAUACAUUUUUAAAGAAUAACCUUAUCCUGUCCAACCUGUUUAACCAUUUAUUGAUAAAGUCUUAUAACUUUAUGAUACAAUUCAAGUUAGACAUGGUUUAAUGUUAGUAGGUCCAACUGGUGGUGGAAAAACAACUAAUUAUUAGAUCUUAUCUAAAUCAAUGACAAAAUUAGGAGAAGCAAAUGGAUUUUAUAAAGUGCAUACUCAUGUAUUGAAUCCUAAAUCAAUUACUAUGGGUUAAUUGUAUGGAUAAUUUAAUGAAUAAACUCAUGAAUGGACUGAUGGAGUCUUAGCAUAUAUGGUUAGAGAAGCUGUUAAAGAUACAUCUUCAGAUAGACAUUGGAUAAUGUUUGAUGGUCCUGUUGAUGCCUUAUGGAUUGAAUCUAUGAAUACUGUCUUAGAUGAUAAUAAAAAAUUGUGUUUGAAUAGUGGUUAGAUACUUACCUUAACUUAAUAUAUGACAAUGAUGUUUGAGGUUGAAGAUUUAGCUGUCGCUUCACCAGCCACUGUCUCAAGAUGCGGAAUGGUGUAUAUGGAACCAAGAGCUAUGGGUAUAUAACCAUUGAUUGAUUCUUAUGUCCAAAGAUUUCCUAAUAAUAUUAAAAAUAAGAAAAAAGAUGUCUUAAAUAAUUUGAGCAAGUGGUUCUAACUAUAUGUUGAAGAGGCUCUUGAAUUUACAUACAAACAUUGUAAAGAAGUUAUUCCAACAAUGAGAAACAAUCUUGUUUAAUCCCAAUAAAGGAUUAUUGACAGCUUAAUAUCACCUUAUGUAGAAACUGAAAUUAAAAAAGUAUCAGUUGAUGAACUUGAUUAAUUAAAUUAGAAUAUUGAAUACUUCUUCCAUUAUUCUUUAGUUUGGAGUAUUAUGGUUACAGGAGAUUUCUAAAGUAGAUAAAAAUGUGAUAAGUUUCAUAGAUAAUAAAUGUAGAAGUUUAAAGCCAACUUUGAAUAUCCUAAAGAAGGUUUAAUAUACGAUUAUUAAUUGAAUUUGUAACCAUGGAGUGAUGCAUAUUAAUCAUUUGAUAUUGAUUAAAAAUUAUAAUUUCAUGAAAUAGUAAUUCCAACAACUGAUUCAAUUCGUAAUAUGUAUUUAAUGAAAUUACUUUUAACUAAUAAUUUCCAUGUUUGUUGUCCAGGACCAACAGGUACAGGUAAAUCAUAGAAUUCAUAUUAAUUAUUAAUUAUGGGUAUGCCUGAAGACUUUUAAUAUGUUCCGUUAACUUUCAGUGCGUAAACAUCAGCAAAUUAAACUCAAGAUACUAUAGAUUCUUGGAUAGAUAAAAGAAGAAAAGGUGUUAGAGGUCCACCUGUUGGAAAGAGAUAAGUAAUAUUUGUAGAUGAUUUGAAUAUGCCAAAAAAGGAAGAGUAUGGUGCUUAACCACCAAUAGAGUUAAUUAGAUAAAUAUUAGAUCACUAAGGUUGGUAUAAUAGACAGGAUUUACAAUUUGUGAAAUUAGAAGGAUUGCUUAUACUAUCAGCAAUGGGACCUCCUGGUGGUGGUAGAAGUAAUAUAACAGGUAGAGCAGUUAGACACUUUAAUGUGUUAGCAUAUACAGAAUUAGAUGAAGAUGUUAUAAAAUCAAUAUUCUAAAAAAUUAUUCAAUUUUUCUAUAAGAAAUUCAGUGAGUAAGUUUAAGCAUUAUAAUUGCAAUUGGUUAAUAGUGUAUUAAGUAUUUACAAUUCAGUAAGAAGAGAUUUAUUGCCAACUCCAUCUAAAAGUCAUUACACAUUCAAUUUAAGAGAUAUAAACAAAGUGUUUUAAGGAAUUUGUAGUAUCUUACCUAAAAACUGUUAGGAAUCUGCUUAAUUAGUUAAACUUUGGUAUCAUGAAAAUAUGAGAGUAUUUCAUGAUAGAUUGAUAAAUGAAUAAGACCGUAACUAUUUCAAAUAAUUACUAACUCAAUACUUCAACGACUUUGGAUUGAAGCAAGAUGAAGUAUUAGACUAGGAAAGAAUUAUCUUUUGUGAUUUUUUAGGUAAUAGAGACUUAGAUAUACGACCUUAUGUAUAAGUAUAAGGUGAUCUACAAUAUUUUGUUGGUUAGAUGGAAGAAUUAUUGGAUUAAUACAAUAAAGAUGUAGGAAGUGGGAAGAAAUAGAUGAAGUUAGUAAUGUUUUUGGAUGCUUGUGAACAUAUAACAAGAAUUAGUAGAAUUCUUAGAUAACCAGGAGGAAAUGGUCUUUUACUUGGUAUUGGUGGUAGUGGUAGAUAAUCAUUAACAAGGAUGGGCACAUAUUUAUAGAAUUAUAAAUUACAAUAGAUUGAGGUUCUUAAGAAUUAUAAUAUGAGAGCUUGGAGAGAUGAUGUAAAGAAGAUUAUUAUGUUGGCUGGUGUAGAGAAUAAAUGUGUUACUUUUGUAUUUGUUGAUACUCAGAUAAUAAAUGAGUAGAUGUUGGAAGAUAUUAAUGGAAUACUGAAUUCUGGAGAUGUAACAAAUCUCUAUAAUGAUAAAGACAAUGAAGAUAUUACUUAAGCAUGCAAAGCUGAGUGUAUAAAAAAAGGACUUCCUCCAAAUAGGAUGAAUAUAUUCUCUGUUUAUUUGGCAAGAGUCAAAAAAAAUAUGCAUAUGGUUAUAGCUAUGUCUCCCAUAGGUGAUGCCUUUACUACAAGAUUGAGAAUGUUUCCAUCAUUGGUUAAUUGUUGUACUAUUGAUUGGUUUACAGAAUGGCCAGAAGAAGCACUUGAAGGUGUAGGAAGAGGAUAAUUAAUUGAAGUAGCUUAACAAUUAGAUUUAGAUAUCAAAAAUACUAGAUUAGUAGAUAUGUUUAAGUAUAUGCAUAAAUUCGUUGAAAAAUUGUCAUUGUAAUAUAAGUCUGAACUUAGAAGAAUAAAUUAUGUUACACCAACUUCAUACUUAGAAUUACUUAGUCUUUACAUUAAUAUUGUACAAGAUAAGAGAAAUGAUUUAAAAGCUUAGAUUCUUAGAUUGAAGAAUGGUUUGGAUAAAUUAUAAGAUGCUAAUAAAGCUGUAGCAGAGAUGAAAAUAGUUUUGGAGAAAAUGUAACCAGAAUUAGAAUAAGCAUAAAUUGAAACAACAAAAAUGAUGGAACAUUUAAAAGUGGAAAAAGAAGAUGCUGAUUAAACUUAAAGAGUAGUUGCAGUUUAAGAAGCUGAAGCUACUUAAUAAGCUAGGGAAGCAAAUUAAGUAGCUUAAGAAGCAGCAGAAAGGGUUAGAGUUGCUAAUGAAGAAUUAGCAUAAACAUUAUUGAAAGUAAAAGAAUUAUAAAAGGAUCACUUGGUUGAAUUAAAAUCUUUAUCAUCUCCACCUGAAGCUGUUAAAGUUGUAUUAGCAGGUGUUGUGAUACUUGCUACAGAUUAUAUUAAGAAAUCAGGAGGUGAAAUUAUCACUUAACCAGUGCCAAAUUAAAUUGGUAAGAAAGAAGAGAAUUAUUUUGAGACAGCUAAAAAGUAUUUACUUAAUGAUGUGAAUUCAUUAUUAUCAAUGUUAUUAGAAAAAUUUGACAAAGAAAAUAUUAAUCCAUCUGCUAUAGCUAAAAUGGAAUAAAAAGUUACUUGUCAUCCUAAAUUCAAUUCAAAUGAUGCAUUCUAAGGAUCAAAAGCAACAGGGUAUUUAUUUGGUUGGUGUAAAUGUAUGUAUGAUUUCUAUAAGGUUUAUACUGAAACUAAACCUUUGAGAGAAAAGCUAGCACUUAUGUCUAAAAUUGUAGAAGAGAAAAAUAGAGAAUUAUCAAUUAAAAAGAAAGAAUUGGAUGAAAUUAAUGCAAAAAUUAGAGAAUUAUAAAGAGUAUUUGAUGAUAAGAAGAAGCAAUAGGAAGAUCUAUAGAAGAAGAUUAAAGAAUGCGAAGUUAAAUUGGAAAGAGCUUAAAAGUUGACAGAAGGAUUGAGUGAUGAAAAGGAAAGAUGGGCUAAAGAUAUUGAAAAUCUAACUAAUAGUGGUGGUCUAAUCCCAGGUAAUUCAAUUAUUGCAUCAGGAAUGGUAGCUUACUCUGGACCUUUUGUUUCAUAAUAUCGUAUUAAAAUGGAAUAAGAUUGGAGAGCUAAAUUAAAGGAAUAUAAUAUUCCAUUCUCUGAUUUAAUUACAAUGAGAAAAUUCUUAGGAGAUGAAGUAAAGAUAUAAUCAUGGAAUAUUUGUGGAUUACCAAAAGAUGACACAUCUAUUGAAAAUGGUAUUAUAAUUGACAAAAGUAGAAGAUGGACUUUGAUGAUUGAUCCAUAAUCUUAAGCUAAUAAAUAUAUAAAAACAAUGGGUAAGGAUUUACCAGAAGGCUUAGAUGUGUUGAAAUAAUCAGAUUAAAAUUUAAUGAGAACUUUGGAAUUAGCUAUUCAAUUUGGUAAAUGGGUUUUAGUAGAGAAUGUUGGAUUAUCUUUAGAUCCUUCUUUGGAACCAAUACUUUUAUAAUAAAUAAGUAAGACUGGUACAUCUGCAACUAUAUAGAUUGGAGAUAAGAAUCUAUAAUAUAAUUUUAGUUUUAGAUUCUUUAUGACUACAACACUUCCAAAUCCUCAUUAUUCUCCCGAGACUUCAGUAAAAGUAACAAUAAUUAAUUUUGCAAUUACUCCUUUAGGAUUGGAAGAAUAAAUGUUAGCAUAGAUAGUGGCAUUGGAGAAUCCGAAUUUAGAAAAUAAAAAGACUGAAAUAGUAAGAAAGAAUGCUUAAGAUAAAAAAGAAUUAGUUAAUAUUGAAGAUAGUAUUUUAAGAAGUUUAUCUGAAACCAAAGGUGACAUUUCUGAAAUAUUGAUGGAUGAAACUUUAAUAAAUAAAUUAUAAAAUUCAAAGAAAUUUGCAGCUGAAAUCAAUUAAAGAGUGAAAGAUUCAAAAAUAACUGAAGCUUAGAUUGAUGAAGCAAGAGAAUCAUAUAGAUCAGUUGCAUUUAGAGCAUCUUUACUUUUCUUUUGUAUAAUUGAUUUAUCUACAAUUGAUCCAAUGUAUUAAUACUCUUUGUAAUGGUUUAUUAAUCUAUUUACUUUGGGUGUAUAGAAUGCUCCAGCUUCAUAAGUAUUAGAGGAGAGAUUAAAUCAUCUUAAUGAUUUCUUCACAUAUAUGUUGUAUGAAAAUGUUUGUAGAUCAUUAUUUGAGAAACACAAAUUAUUAUUUUCAUUUAUGUUGACUUAUAAGAUAUUGAGUGCUGCUCAUAAAAUGAAUGAAGGAGAAUGGAGAUAUUUAUUAUAGGGUGCUACAGGUGAUGUAUAAUUAGCUCCAAAUCCAACUGAAUGGAUAAGUGAAAAUACAUGGCCAGAAACAUAUAGAAAUAUUAAUGGUAUGUCAGAAUUAACUAAUUUUGAUGGUAUAUUAUCUGAUUUCAUGAGUAAUUCUGAUAAAUUUAAAACUAUCUUUGAUGCACCUAAUCCUUAAGAUAUAGAAUUCCCAGAACCUUGGAAUGUUUAAUUGGAUUCCUUCUCAAGAAUAUUAUUAUUAAAAGCAAUUAGAAGUGAUAAAGUUAUUCCAGCUAUUUAAAAAUGGAUUAUAGAGAAAAUGGAUGAGAAAUUUAUUAUUCCACCUACUUUUGAUUUAAGUAAAUGUUAUAAGGAUUCUACUCCUAAUACUCCACUUAUUUUUGUUUUAUCUCCUGGUUCAGAUCCAAUUGCAGAUUUAAUGAAAUUUGCUGAAGAAAUGAAUAUGACUAAAAGAAUAGAUUCAAUUUCUUUGGGUUAAGGAUAAGGUCCAAAAGCUGAAAAAUUAGUUAAAGAUGCUUUAGGUAGAGGAGGAUGGGCAUUAUUAAUGAAUUGUCAUUUAGCAACUUCAUGGAUGAAUGAUCUUGAAAAAUUAAAUGAGGAAAUGUAAGAUUAAGGAACAAAAGAUUUUAGAUUAUGGUUAACAUCAAUGCCAUCUAAAUCAUUUCCAACUAUUGUUUUGUAAAAUGGUGUAAAAAUGACCCUUGAACCUCCUAAAGGUCUUAGAAAUAAUAUGCUUAGAACUUACACUCAAUUAGAUGAUAAAACAUUGAAUGAUUGUAAAAAACCAGAAGAUUUUAAAAAAUUACUAUUUGGAUUCUCAUUAUUCCAUGCAAUCAUUUAAGAAAGAAGGAAGUUUGGAGCCAUAGGAUGGAAUAUUCCUUAUGAAUUUACAAAUGAAGACCUUACAGUUUGUAGAAGAUAACUUAAAAGUUUACUUGACGAUUAUGUUCUUAUACCAUUCAAAGUUAUUAAUUAUUUAGGAGCAGAAAUUAAUUAUGGUGGCAGAGUUACUGAUGAUAAAGAUGUUAGAUUAAUUAAAACCAUUCUCAAAUUGUAUAUAGCUUAAGAAGCAUUAAAAGAAGGAUAUCAAUUCUUAGUACCAACUUAUUAUUAACCUAAUGUUGGUGAAAGAUAAAAUUAUAUUGAGUAUAUUGAAAAAUUACCAUUAAAUCCAGAACCUGAAGCAUUUGGUUUACAUAGUAAUGCUGAAAUCACUAAUGCCUAAAAUGAAACUAGAAUUCUCUUAGAAACUCUAUAAUCUAUACAACCAAGAACAUAAUAAGGAGCAGGUAAAUGUAGAGAAGAUGUUAUUGAAGAAUUAGCUAAUUUUGUUGAAUCAAAAACUCCUGAUUUAUUUGAUAUAGAUGAUAUUUCAAUUAAAUAUCCAACAGAUUAUCAAGAAUCUAUGAAUACUGUUUUAGUCUAAGAACUUAUACGUUAUAAUAGAUUACUUGCUAUAAUGAAAACUACACUUUCUAAUGUUAAAAAAGCUCUCAAAGGAUUAAUCGUAAUGUCAGAAGAAAUGGAAAAAUUAUCUAACAGUCUAUAUGAUAAUCAAGUACCUCAAUUAUGGGCUGAAAAAGGAUUUCUUAGUUUAAAACCAUUAGCUUCAUGGACUCAAGAUUUACUUGAUAGAAUUUCCUUCCUUAAAAAUUGGGUUGAUAAAGGAACACCUAAAGUUUUCUGGAUUUCUGGUUUCUUCUUUCCUUAAGCCUUCAUAACUGGUAUGGUACAAAACUAUGCCAGAAAACAUGUAAUUGCUAUUGAUAAAUUGUAAUAUGAAUAUAUUGUAUUGGACACAUUAACUUACACUGCCGUUACUGAUAAACCAGAAGAUGGAGUUUAUAUUUAUGGUAUCUUUUUAGAAGGAACUAAGUAUAUUUAAUUUAUUAUAUAUUUAGAUGGGAUUACAAGAGACAUUUAAUAUCAUAACCAAAAAUUAAGGAAUUAUAUUCAGAUUUACCAUUAAUGCAUUUAUUGCCCUAUGACCCAUCAUAAGUUGAAGUAUAACCAAAAGAUCCAAAAGAAAGGAAAAUUUAUAAAUACUAAUGUCCUUUAUACAAAGUUGUUUCUAGAGUAUAUAUUUUUGUAAUAACUUUAGGCUGGAACACUUUCAACCACAGGGCAUUCUACAAAUUUUGUUAUGCCUCUUGAAUUACCAUCAAGAGAUGAUGAAGAUGUUUGGAUUAGAGCUGGUGCAGCUGCUUUCUUAUCAUUAAGAUAUUGA
Messenger RNA from Paramecium sonneborni, 12620 nucleotides. Lineage: Eukaryota; Ciliophora; Oligohymenophorea; Peniculida; Parameciidae. The record is from the annotation of a GenBank genome assembly.